AUGGUUGGACGGCAGUUGCAUUUUUUGGCCACGGGAGCUGAAGGCGAGGAAACGCUAAAGCUUUACCAGCAUUACCGCUACGAAAAUCCAAUAUCUGUGUUCAGUCAGUCAAUUAAGAAAUCAAGGGUCGAAGAGGAAUACGCUCAUUCUGCGGAAACUUUCUUCAAUUGUCAGAAUUGUUUUAAGAUAUUUGUUAUUUAUGAAAAGAAACCAGUGGUGACCAUAGAACUUGUAGACACAGAGACAGAAGAAGAUAAUGGGGAUGGAGAAAAUGUUCACCCUAAUGGAGAAACUAUUGCAGUAGACGCUAGCACUUCAUCAGACUCCGAUCAGAAUGAGGAGACCGAUGAGGAGCAGCGCAGAAACGUGGGUACAACAGCGGUGUUGAAAACAAACGGUUUGUCUAAGGAAAGAGAACUAGGGCAUGAGAGUAGUGGAAAUGGGUCAUCAGCGAGGAAUUCUCUUGCUAUAAAAAAACGAAGUCGGCUUUUUCUUCGACGUAAUGCUCGCUUGAGAAAUCCCGAAAUUGCCGGCGAUUUUGUCGUUUUUGGAGGAGAAGGGACACCGUCAAUCUAUUCGCCCUCUUUCAUAUGGGAGGGAAUUGUGCGGCGCAAUCGUGGACGAGGGUUGGCCAAAAUGGAACGUAUGCACUAUAUCAGGAAAUGUCGAGCCGGUGAUAUGUUUGCGGAAGAGCAUGGUGUUACAUGGUUGGCCAAAGGAAUGCAAAAAAUAACGUCGCAUCAUCCGAAGUACGAGUUUCUUCAGUUCAACAAAUAUAUGUUGAAAAAUAACACAGCAUAUCAGUCUCGCUCCACGUAUGCACAUGUUAACUAA
Molecule: messenger RNA, 834 nt
Organism: Haemonchus placei
Lineage: Eukaryota; Metazoa; Nematoda; Chromadorea; Rhabditida; Trichostrongylidae
Source: the annotation of a GenBank genome assembly